ACUUAUGCUCGUUUUAGCGGAGUUUGACGCCAACAAAGGCAACCAAGUGGUUUGGCAAUCUGAGGCGGGCAAUUUGAAUGGAAUUGAGUUCAAAAUGCUUCCCAGUGGCCUGCACACACGUACGGAAGAUACUAUAUACUUUAAGUACUGCGACCAAAUGGGCUGCGCGGUUUACGGCAUGAGGGGCAACACCCGGGAAACGGCCAAGUUCUACUCAUUGGCGGUAGUCAGCGGGAGUCUCGAGUGGAACCAGGAGACCUUCUUACGGGACGCUUUGGAAAAGUUCCUGUCCAUUGGCGAUACAGAUGUUCUGCCCAAACAAUUGGGUGCCCCCGAUCCCCGCUGCCACCCCGUGCUGGGAGCAGACUUGUUUUUGGGCCGAUUUGGCCCUAGGGUGUUUGAAUUGUGGAAAGCUGGACUUGCCAGAAUGCGCAUUCUGCUAUUUGUUAAUUCCUCGGUUCAUGAUGCCAGCAGGUUUGCCUACGUGCUCUCCCGAAUGACCACGAUUCCUAGUGAUGUGCGUCACUUGUUACCAGAACACCGUCAGGCGCUACAAUACACGGACCCCGAAGCUAUUUAUAACGUCACGCUCCAUGAUCUUGCGGACCUGCAGCAGUUGGAGUCUUUUGUGGCUUGUUCAACUGACGAACUUCUUACCCACAGUGCACAGAACGCCGCUGACAUUAUUGGAAGGCCUGACAGCGUCAAAUCGCUGCUUUCGGGCAAUAAUUUAGAGCCCACAUGGACUGAUUCACACCGAUUCUCAGUUAUUGCUAAAGCGUUCGAUGUUCCAGCCGAAAGCUCUGGCAUCAUGACAGCAGCGGCCAAUGCUGCAGCUAAUGGGUUGAUUUGGUGGGCAUCUGCGGGCGAAAGUGCUUCGCUUGAUGCUCAAGAAGUUCAGCCACUGCUAGAGGCUUCUCCAGAGGGUGUGGCUGUAGUUGGCCAGUUUCAGAAUUACACGCGCGGUCUCAUACACACUUUCAGUCGCUUAGCCGAGGACUCGGAUGGAGGCGUGAUUCGAAUCACAGCAGCAGAUCUGGCAGCACUCGGACUCGACAUUUUCUGCCGGCAGGACCGGGAGUUUCUACAGAGGUUUAGCCUGGUUUGGUUCGACAGACCAGUCUGGUUCACCAGCUGGUGCUGCUGUGUUUAA
Messenger RNA from Wickerhamiella sorbophila, 1153 nucleotides. RefSeq lists its product as uncharacterized. Gene Ontology annotation, cellular component: lipid droplet. The record is from RefSeq and is a predicted model, not a curated record. The coding region runs from base 5 to 1153 and encodes 382 amino acids. NCBI's taxonomy places the organism in Eukaryota, Fungi, Ascomycota, Dipodascomycetes, Dipodascales, Trichomonascaceae. The transcript has a single exon.